Cuscuta campestris is the source of this 1541-nucleotide messenger RNA. The record is from the annotation of a GenBank genome assembly. NCBI's taxonomy places the organism in Eukaryota, Viridiplantae, Streptophyta, Magnoliopsida, Solanales, Convolvulaceae.
CGACAAUGGGAAAGUAGUAGCAAUCAGCAUGAAGUGCACUGCCAACUCGCUGUCCGUAAUGGCAAAGUGAAAGAAAUCGUAGCAAUGAGCAUGAAAGGCGAUGCCAACUCGCUGUCCGGAGUGGCAAAUGGGAAAAGGACCGCAAUCAAGGGUCAAGCUCUGGCCGACUUCCUUGUUGAACUGACCGGUCUGAAGCCUGAAGCUGGACCUUCCCAUACGGUUGAACCGUGGUGGGAUAUGACCAUUGAUGGGGCCUCUGGACUGGAGGGGUGCGGAGCCGGCAUAGUUUUCACUACUCUAGAAGGGUUCAAAAUCUACCAUGCCUUGGUUUUCAACUUCAAGCUUACCGACAAUGAGGCGGAGUAUGAGACACUAGCUGGUGGCCUUAGAUUAGCCCAGGCACUCGGAAUAAAGAGAAUGAGAAUUCGUUCCGAUUCAAGUCUUGUAGUUGGACAGAUCAAUGGUGAGAUGGAAGUCAAAGAAGAACGUCUGGCUCGGUAUAGUGACCUGGUCCGAGCACUUCUAAGGGAGUUAGAGGAGUUUCGUCUAACCAGGAUACCCCGGUCAGAAAACACUGAUGCUGAUAUGCUUUCAAAGUUAAUGCAAGCUUGCCCGGAGCAUGUCUCAAAGUUGGCCAAAAUCGAGAUAUUGGACCAACCCAGUGCUGACCGGUUUGAAAACGCAGCCAUUCAGCAAGGUGAGAGCUCAGCUACCGGGGUGAUCGAAGUGGACGAUGAUUGGAGAUACGAUCUCAUGGAGUAUUUAAUGACCGGCCAGAAACCAGGCGACGAGGAACGAGCCAGGAAGGUUGUCUUACGGGCACCCCGGUUCCAAGUGCUAGACGAUCACUUAUACAAACGUGCCAUUGGAGGUCCUCUACUGCGUUGUCUCACCAACCCAGAAGCAGAACGGGUGAUAGCCGAGGUACAUGAGGGAGUUUGUGCAGCCCAUCAAAUGUCCCGUACAUUGGCUCAGAGGAUAACAUUGCUUGGCUACUGUUGGCCGACCAUUGUUGGGGAUUGUGAGCGAAGAGGUUGGGUGAAGAAGGGCACAAGUGGUUGGAGGCACUGCCCCAUAAGUGAGACGCCUUUCGUGCUCACUUAUGGGUGUGAGGCCCGGUUGCCAAUUGAGGAAGAAUUCCCGACGUUUAGAGAGACUGUGUAUCAACCCAGUCAGAACGAGACCGACCACUUGGCUGAGUUGAACCCGGUGGAGGAACGUAGAACUAUGCCAGCUGUUAGAAUGGCUGGUUACCAGCAGUCAGUAAAGAGAUCAUGAUAACCGGGUGGGUCCACGAUACUUCCAAGUGCAUGAUGAACUCUUACGCCGAAGGGAUGCUAGUAAGCCCAAUGAAAGAGGCAAGCUGGUGCGCAAUUGGGAAGGACCCUAUCGCAUAAGGGCGAUCAUCAGACCGGGCACAUAUCAGAUGGAAACCAUGGAGGGUGGACGAGUUGACCGACAUUGGAACUCUCACCACUUACGUAAAUUUUUUAGAUAAAGUGUAAUGAGUUCCCAGUUGUGAAUAAAAUUUUGUUCUUUCU